GCCCCCCGAGACACUACAGUAUCAAUGUCCAGAAGCCCGAAGGAAAAAUCAGCGGAAAGAUUCCAAAUCUGAAACCUUUUCUUUGUUGCUUUUUUCUUUCACACUGUGACCCCAUUGCCCUCCUUUGAACCCUUACUUUACUACUCCCAUUGCUCUCAUUAUACUUUUCACUUGAUUCUCUCUGUGUUUCUGCUUGGAAGGGGAAAGCAGGGUGUGUGAAGAUGAGGGGUCCUUUAGGGGCAGUGAUUGGGAGGUACCCCUCAAGUGAUGGGAGUGCCCAAAUGGGUGGGAUCAUUAGCCACAAUAGAAAAUGCAGGGAUCUUGUGUUUCUUCUCAUCUUUAUAGCUUUCUGGGUUGGAAUGAUUGUUAACUCCAGCUUUGGAUUCAACCAAGGAAACCCAUUAAGGCUUACAUAUGGACUAGACUACAAAGGAAAUGUGUGUGGUGACAAGCAUGCUAAUCCCGGCCUCCGUGAACUGGAGCUUAAAUAUUGGUUGAAUCCUAAUCAAGUUUAUCAAAGUCAUCUGAAGGACAGUCAAUUUAAGCUGGCCGAUGCACGGAGUAUAUGCUUGUUGGACUGCCCGACUCCUUCGGAAGACUCUUUAAACUGGGUUUGUGACUAUCCAGAAGGUGAAAUCCGCCUCUCAAUGGAUGAUUGGAUAGACAGGAACUAUGAUUAUUUUGAGUUCCUUACGCCUGAGAUGAGAAACAGCUCUGUUAACCUUCAGGGUCCUUGUUACCCUGUCAUUUUUCCUAGCAUAAAUGUUUAUUGGAGCUGCCAGUUCCUUGCUCGCCCCUCGAACGUAUCAUUAACACAUUGGAAGCAGAUGGGUGGAAUGAACAUAGAUGCAGAUUUGCUCAUAGAUAAAUCUAUUCAUAAGUCGACCAACUCUCGGUCAUCUGUCUUAAAGCGAUACGUGUCGGAUAUUGGGAAGUCAUGGCCAGUAUUGAUUGUUUGUGGAGGAAUCUUGCCUCUAUUUUUGGCUGUGAUUUGGUUGUUAAUGGUUCGACAUUUCGUUGCUGCAAUGCCGUGGGUAACAGUAGUCCUAUUCAACGUUCUUAUCGUGGCGGUCACAAUGUUUUAUUACCUCAAAGCUGGAUGGAUAGGAAAUGAUGCUAUAACUCCCAUCAUUGGUGAACAUGAUCCCUACGUCCACAUAUUUGGAAGGGAGCUCAAUCAUAUGCGCGCUGCUGCUGUUCUAAUGACCUUCGUUAUGGUAGUUUCUGUUCUUACAUCGAUCGCCAUCAUCCGCCGAAUCAUAAUGGCAACGUCUGUCCUAAAGGUAGCUGCAAAGGUGAUUGGAGAAGUUCAAGCACUCAUAAUCUUUCCAAUCAUACCUUAUGCUAUCCUUGCAAUUUUUUACAUGUUAUGGUUGUCAGCUGCUCUUCAUCUCUUUAGCUCCGGUCGAGUUGUCCAGAAUAAUUGCAACUCGAACUGCUGUGCUUAUGAUCUUGCUUCGAAACGAGUGAACUGUGACCGUUGCUGUGGUUAUAGCCUCCGUUAUACUCCUCAUAUCGACAUUGCCAUCUUUUUUCACCUGUUUGGUUGCUAUUGGGCUACUCAAUUUUUUGUAGCAUGCUCUUCAACAGUCAUUGCAGGUUCAGUGGCCUCCUAUUAUUGGGCUCGUCGCGAUACUUCGCCUGAAAUACCAUUUCUUCCGGUUUUCGCCUCAAUGAAACGGCUAGCAAGAUAUAACCUUGGGUCCAUGGCUGUCGGUUCCUUGACCGUGUCCUUUAUGGAAUCAAUUCGUUUCUUACUCGAGUCUAUUCGUCGCAAAUUGAAGGUUGCAAGUAUCGCACCAAAUAGCUGGAUUGGCAGAGCAGCACAUAAUACGUCUCGGUUUUGCCUGAGAUGUAUAGAGUGGAUUAUCAAAUCCGUUAACCGAAACGCGUAUAUCAUGAUCGCGAUAACGGGCAAGAGCUUCUGCAAGGCGUCUGCUAUCGCAACCGAGUUGAUUAUUAACAACAUCCUUCGGAUCGGCAAAGUGAAUGUGAUUGGAGAUGUCAUUCUGUUUCUUGGAAAACUGUGUGUGAGCCUCGCAAGUGCUCUUUUUGCUUUCCUCAUGUUGGAUACUCACAAAUACAGAUCUGCUCAUAACAAGAUUUCUUCCCCAUUGUUUCCAGUCCUGGUUUGCUGGGGACUAGGCUAUGUAGUAGCCACACUUUUCUUUGGAGUGGUGGAGAUGUCCAUUGACACAAUAAUCCUCUCAUACUGUCAAGAUUCAGAAGAACAUCAAGGCACAGCUCAGUAUGCCCCUCCUCUCCUCAUGGAGACACUAAAUGAUCAAAAUGAGAUGCAGAGACUUACACAAGGACCUCCAAGCUCAUGAACUCUCACCUUUACCAUUUCUUGGUCUUAGUUCUUUAGCUGUAAAUAAUAUAAUCAUAGGCAGGGAAUACGUUUAGGCCGGGGUCAAAAAUGAUGAGCUGGAAUUCCUCCCUAGAACUCGAUCUCCGAACUUUGGACAUUAUAUUGUCUCAUGUUUUUUUUGCAUGAAGUUGAUUUUUUUUUUCCUUUUC
Messenger RNA from Cucurbita moschata (crookneck pumpkin), 2520 nucleotides. RefSeq names its product choline transporter protein 1-like. Gene Ontology annotation, cellular component: membrane. Gene Ontology annotation, biological process: transmembrane transport. The transcript is spliced from 10 exons. NCBI's taxonomy places the organism in Eukaryota, Viridiplantae, Streptophyta, Magnoliopsida, Cucurbitales, Cucurbitaceae. The record is from RefSeq and is a predicted model, not a curated record. Gene Ontology annotation, molecular function: transmembrane transporter activity. Bases 222 to 2330 code for a protein of 702 amino acids.